Molecule: messenger RNA, 318 nt
Organism: Micromonas pusilla CCMP1545
Lineage: Eukaryota; Viridiplantae; Chlorophyta; Mamiellophyceae; Mamiellales; Mamiellaceae
Exons: 1
Coding region: 1-318 (105 amino acids)
Source: RefSeq, a predicted model, not a curated record
AUGGAGGGUAGGGAGCUCUUGGACGACUCGCUGUUCGCCGCGCGCGCCAUAGGGCGAGAGUCGCGCGACGCGGCGGCGCGCGCGAGUCAACGCGUCGGCGCGGCGGUGGCGUCGUGGAGCGCGGCGAGCGGCGGCGUGACGUUUCGAGAGCACGCGGCGGCGGCGACGUUUGUCACCGCGGACAGGGAGACGCUCGUGACCGCGGACGCGCUCGGGUGCGUGUUCGCGCGGGAUUUCGGGCCGGAGAGGGUGGAUGGGGGCGGGGAGCGGUCCUUCGGCAGGGACCGAGCGUCGCGAAGAGGCGGAGGAUGGCGAUGA